Heterostelium album PN500 is the source of this 1446-nucleotide messenger RNA. RefSeq lists its product as uncharacterized. Bases 1 to 1446 code for a protein of 481 amino acids. The record is from RefSeq and is a predicted model, not a curated record. NCBI's taxonomy places the organism in Eukaryota, Evosea, Eumycetozoa, Acytosteliales, Acytosteliaceae. The transcript is spliced from 3 exons.
AUGGGUCACAGAGAUCAAGAUAAAAAGAAUAAAAAAAAAGGAGUAGAGUCUAAUGAGCAACAACAACAACAAGUUCCAAAACCACCAGUAAAUUUAGUAACACAUAUCACCUAUGUUGAUAUAAAUAUUUCUGCUUCCCAUAUUUUUAGGAAAUUAAAGAAAACUACAAAUAUAUAUUUUGUAUUAAAAUCACCUAUAAAUGCAGGUAAAUUCAAAAAAGAUGGAAGCUGGGAAGAUAUUGAAAUGUUAGGAUCGGUCUCUGGUAUCAUUGCAAAUGGUGGAUUGUUUGUUCAGAGUGGCGCAACUGCUGCAUUUGCAGAUGCAACAGCAGUCAUUGGAAUUGCAAGUUAUAUUCACAAGAAGGCAGCAGAGACACAUCACCAGACACCUGGAUACAGAGAAUUGUUUUGUUCAGAAAUAUUUAAAAAGACACCUCAUUCCGAAUCAAGAUUGGAACCAAUCAAGUUUAGAGUUGGAUUCUUUGAUCUCUGUGGAGGAGACCUCGAUAAGAAAUUCUUAAUUGAAAUCUAUCAUCAUAAGAAAGUUGGUGCAAGUAUAAAUAUUGGUUCAUUAAAUGUUUCAAUAAAUGAAUUAAGAAAACAAUGGAUACACGAUAUUAGAAUUUCUAUGGAUAAAGAGAGAAGUGAAAGGGAUAAAGAUAAUAAGGUUGGUGCCAAAUUGUAUUUGGAAAUGAUUACAUCGGCACCUAUUGACAUACCAAAGGAAUAUCUUUAUCCAUUCUCAAUUACACCACAAGAAAGUCAUGUUCAAUUGCAAGCACAGCAACAACCAUUGGUUGUUGCAUCGACAUCAUUCAUAAUGAACAAUGCAAAUGGCGCAUCUGUAACAUAUCCAUCGUAUUCAUUGCCUGUUGAUAACCCAAAUCCAGCGAAUCAAGUAUCACCAACGAAAGUUCUACCGCCUUUACCUACUAAACCAGUUUCUAAAGAGCCAAUUAAUGUUGUUCAACAACAUCAAGCUUUUGAACAAUUAUCACAAAGUAUGGGAAAUGUAUCACUACAACAUAACCAACUACAAUACCAAGCUCCUGCACUUCAUAGCCAUCAUUUGUCAUAUUAUAAUAUUAAUACGUAUAGUUAUCAGCAAACCCAACAACCACAACAGCAACAGCAGCAACAUCAACAACAACAAGUUGAUAUAAAUCAACAAAAAAUACAAUCAAUUCAAAAUCCAGUUUAUCAACCACCCCAACAACCACAACAAUACCAACAUCAUCAACAACCCCAACAACAACAGUAUCAUCAAUACCAAAUUCCACAAAAUUAUCCACCUUAUAAUAAUUAUCAACAUUAUCCUCCUAAUGUAUAUUAUCCACCACAACAGAAUUAUGCGCCACAAAAACUGGCACCAACGAAUGUUACACCACCACUUCCUCAUCAACACAUACCGAUUGACCAACAGUUUCCGACCUCUGUUUCAAAAUAA